Messenger RNA from Leptosia nina, 939 nucleotides. The record is from the annotation of a GenBank genome assembly. Lineage: Eukaryota; Metazoa; Arthropoda; Insecta; Lepidoptera; Pieridae.
AUGGUUUCGUACUUUACCCUAGAUGCUACAGGCGAAGCAAUUAAUUUCCAAAAAGAAAUCUCAAAUAUGAUGCACGGAUGCGGGGACAAUCCGAACCCUAAUGUGAGCACAGUUAUCCUGGUAGAGAGCAUUGUACUUCAACAGUUACGGUCUAUACUCCAGGAAGCUUUAAAUAAUUCUACACUUCGCGGUGCCAAGUCAAUCAGUAAUAUCGACAUUAUAUAUUUAAUGAGAAAUAACGGAUUAAAAUUGAAGCGAUUACACGAUUACCAAAUCAAGCUGGACCAAAUAGAGAAAAAUAGUAUGGCACCGAUAAGCAUGGCGACAGCAUCUUCCCUACCUGUUUUGGAGGAUGAUAAAGAAGUGGUAAAAAAGAAACGUACACAUAUUGAUGUUAUAAGAGAUCUUGAUGAAGUAGACGAAGUGAGCCAAAUCAAAUUUGAUGUAAUUGAUUACUUGAGAAAGGUGAGAGCAUCAAAACUAUCAGAGGCAAUGUCAUUUGAGAAGUACGAGGCCUAUCAUAAAGCCAGGUGUAGCUCAUUUCGUUCCGGUUAUGGGGUUGGUAAGGGUUUCGUGAAACUUGAGAAAUGGGUAAAUCCAAAUAAAGAACUAAAAAUCAUGGUACAAGCUAUGGAAGUUUUGUGCUUUUUAGCUUAUGAGACAGUAGCGGAAAUAGUUGAUGCUGUAUUCCUCAUACGUCAAGAUAGCAAGAAAAAAUCUGGUGAUCCCUUUAGUAAAUUCGAGGGUGGCCACUUCUGCAAUCCUUUGAGUUUGAAUAAUGCUGUAUAUAUUAAAUCGGGAUAUGAAGGUGUACCAGCCAUAUCUGUAGCAGAGGUUAGAGAGGUUUUACGGAGAUAUUUCACUCCAAAAUGUGGGAUGAAUGGUUUAUUCCAUAGAAAUAUGAACAACGACUUACCUGUCAGAUACAUUGCUAUAUAG